Molecule: messenger RNA, 4003 nt
Organism: Orussus abietinus
Lineage: Eukaryota; Metazoa; Arthropoda; Insecta; Hymenoptera; Orussidae
Gene: Inx3
Product: innexin inx3
Exons: 5
Coding region: 256-1446 (396 amino acids)
Biological process (GO): phototransduction
Cellular component (GO): plasma membrane; gap junction
Molecular function (GO): gap junction channel activity
Source: RefSeq, a predicted model, not a curated record
AUUUUUCCGGAACGGAAUUUCAGUUCAGCUCCGCGCGUCUGGCGGGACGCUACAUCCGCUGGAUGGACCUAAUUAUACGUACAAAAGAUCUCUCUCCGUCGCAGCCGGAUAUUACACGAUAUGCAGGAUACGUGGAAACGCCACGCAAGCUGCCAGGACUGGAAUUUCAGUGCCUUCUCCGUCAAAGACCCGUCAAGGACGUAUUACAAACCAGGAAUGACUGGUUUAACGCGGUGAUCCCGACCCCCAGGAAAGAUGGCGGUCUUCGGUUUGGUCUCGGCAGUGGCCGGAUUCGUCAAGGUCCGGUAUCUGAUCGACAAGGCGAUCAUCGACAACAUGGUCUUCAGGGCCCACUACAGGAUCACCUCGGCGAUCCUGUUCGCCUGCUGCAUCAUCGUCACGGCCAAUAAUUUAAUAGGUGACCCAAUAAAUUGCAUAUCCGACGGAGCGGUGCCCGGCCACGUGAUAAAUACCUACUGUUGGAUCACGUACACCUUCACGCUGCCGGAGAACUCGAUGAAGCCCGUCGGCACCCACGUGGCCCAUCCCGGGCUGGGCGGGGACACCUCGGAGAAGAGGUACCACUCGUACUACCAGUGGGUGCCGUUCAUGCUCUUCUUCCAAGGGAUCCUCUUCUACGUCCCCCACUGGAUGUGGAAGCAGUGGGAGGAGGGAAAGAUCAGGAUGAUCUCGGAGGGGAUGCGCGGCGCCCUGAUGGACACCAAGCAGGAGCGCCAAAUGCGGACGCAUCGCCUCGUUCAGUACAUCGUCGACACCUUGCACCUGCACAACAGCUACGCCGCCGGCUACUUCUUCUGCGAAGCGCUCAACUUCGUUAACGUCGUUGGCAACAUCUUCUUCGUCGACUCCUUUCUCGGCGGAGCCUUCCUGACGUAUGGCACGGACGUCGUCAGGUUCAGCAACAUGAACCAGGAGCAGCGGAGCGACCCCAUGGUGGAAAUCUUCCCUCGCGUCACCAAGUGCACCUUCCACAAGUUCGGUGCCUCCGGGACCAUUCAGAAACUCGAUGCCCUCUGCGUGCUCGCUCUGAACAUCCUCAACGAGAAGAUCUACAUCUUCCUGUGGUUCUGGUUUAUCCUCCUGGCCGUGCUGUCGGGGCUGGCCCUCCUCUACAGCAUGGCCGUGGUGUUGCUUCCCAGCACGCGAGAGACCAUCCUCAAGAGGCGAUUCAAGUUUGGCACCGCAGCCGGAGUGAAUGCCCUGAUCAGGAAAACUCAGGUCGGAGAUUUCUUGCUGUUGCACCUGUUGGGUCAAAACCUGAACAUCAUGAUGUUCAACGAGGUGCUGGACGAGCUGUGUCGCCGUCUUCACCUGGGCUCGAGCAGUAGGAUGUCGCCGGCCACGGUGCCCUCGGCACCCAGCACGCUGGAGAUGUCGCCGAUCUACCCGGAGAUGGAGAAGUUUUCGAAGGACACCCCCAUCUAGGUCUUGUGAUAAGUCCGCGCCAAACGAUUCCGAGGGUGCCUGCACCUCGGUCGGGCGAACGAUCCGGAAAGAGCUCGUGCCACGGACCGUCAUCCCGACGAAGCUUCCGAUGGCGCCGAGAGAGCCAUUCCCGUGACUCGUUCUCUCUCCGAGAGGAGUCGCAUCGGGAAUUUCGAUUUCGAGUCGCCUCGCCGGAGGAAUCGGUACGUUCGGGCGAUCCGACUAGCCGGGAAGCGUUGCCGUCCGUGGCACGAGGUAGAGAUACGACGAGCGAACGGGCGAUACCUUUGCGGACGCCGGUCGAUCGCCCAGGAAUUACUUCCGAACGAGUCGACCGUCGAAAAUCCUCCGGCUCAAAGGUAUCGCUCGUUCGUCGCGCAUACUUUGAAUUUCGCUAUAGUCCGCACCCUGCGUGCCCCGCGUCCGGCAACUUCUUUCCUAGGCGAGUCGCCGGAUGCCUUUGCCUAACGAUCGCGAAACUCUUUACGGAUACUGGUGCAAUGACUGUACUCGACGCAACGAUUAAGUCGAUCGAAAAGGUUCGCUUUACGGCGAUCGAACUUUCUCGAGCGAGCGUGCACCGCGAUAAAUUCAGCGGCGUCCGUAUCUUUUCUCACCGUUGCAUCGAUACUUUUGCGCACACCGGUUCAUCGACGAAUCUCGCUCGACGCGCGAUCGAGCACUUUGCUUAAGAAAAAUCUGUAAAUCGCGGUAUCUUUCUCGAGAUAUCGAGCGAUCGUAAGCAGUCGUUGACGUAGACGUCGCCGAAUUUAUUUACGGUAUACGAAGGAUGAUCUUGGGGCAAGGAUCGAGUCGCUUUGGAGCAGUGGGCUGUGAUUCGGUCGUUCUAAGCGUCUCGUGAAAUCCGAUCGGACGGGGGUUACCUCGACGACGUAGCUGUGUUACGCGAUGCGAUCGAUACAGCAGGAAUUAGUUUUGCAAUCUUUCGGAACGCGGUUUCGGGUGCCCGGGUACUUCCGGUGACCGGGUCGCCGGGCAAUCUCCGAGUCGAAUCGCGAGCUCGUUAGGACCGAUUAAAUUAACGGUGGACCAAUCGUGCGGCCCUCGACCGCGUCUCGUUCCAUUGCCGGUGGUUGUUGUUUUUCGAAUUUUCCGUCCAGGGUAUUGGCACGACCACCGUUUCGAGUCGACGACGAAGCCUCCCUUUUAGGUCCUUCGCUUUACCAGGACUAAGCGAUUUCGGUCCGAGCCGAGGCUAUCGCACCGAGGUUCGUUUUUAAAAUAAGGAUUCUACGUUAAGGAAUGCAAAAGUGGCAUCCGAGGGGUAAAUCGUUCGUGAAACUUUUCCCCGAACUGGGGGAUAUCGAAUGGUUUUCAAUUUUACAACGCGAGUAAGGAGACUAUAAGCAAGGUCCCGAUCCCCAUGAAAUUUCAUUUUCUAUACAAAAUGUUGAAAAUAUUUAUGAAGAAAUUAAAAAAAAAAAAGAUUGAAAUUUCAUGGGACCUUCCUUGUAGCCUCCAUAUUCGGGUUGUAAAGUUUGAAGCCGUUUGGUGAAAAGUUUCACGAACGGGACCUCUCAAAUGCUUCUUUCGUAUCACCUUAACUCGUAUACAUAUCUUGUAUGUAAUCGCGAGUUGGAGUCACCGAUUGCUGAACCGUUUGGAGAGAAUUUAUAGCCGCUUCGCCGAGCGUGACGGACUCGGCCGGUAAAGAGCGCAAAGCGGGACGAAUUACGGGAGCAAUCGGUGAUAAAUUGUCCUGGACGUUUGCUUAUCAAGUAGUUCCGUUUUCGGCCAACCGAUGUUGCGGCCGCUAGGGCCCGAUUCAGGACACGCUUAUAUGUACGGAACGAGAGAACCGACGUCAAUUUGUACGUCUGGAAUCCGACCGACUUCUUUGCAGAGGAAAUGUACGAAAAUUCGAUGGCACGGGUCCAUUUUUCCGGUGCCGUGUCCUCGCUAGUUUUUCUUGAUUACGGUUAAUUUCCUAAUUACAUACAAUUGAGCUCACUCUUGCUGCAAGAAACACGCGAUUAAACCCUCGUGGAAGGACGAAAAAAAAAUGGGAAGAGUAGCUCCGAAACGCAUACGUCGUACACCGGCACGAGUGACGAUAAUUUAUCGUUUUUUAGGCAAUUUCGUCUCGAGCGCGGAUGCUAGCAAAAUAUUUGAUUUCUUAGUAUCUCCCUUGGCCUUAAUUUCGCUCAUCGUGCUCUUCCUUGACCGCCUCCUGCCUUUUCCACUACUCGCAACCAACGUUCCCAACAAGUAUAUCGCCAUGACCGGUACCGCUAUGAUUUACGUAGUUUUUCUAGAGCUCGGUCGAUCCUACAUAUAGUCCCAUUUCGAGUGAUAUCUUAAGGUAAUCGUUUAAGAGAAUUACACCGAUCGGAUAGAUAUAAUAGUUAUUCGAUAUUAUAACGUGCCUUUCGUAGGUUAAAGACAUUAGAGUACGUUGUACUAAAAGUAACGAGGAUAUAUGCUCACUCGUAUCGACUGCGCGCAAAGUGAGAGGAAGACUGCCAAUUUGUGCAAAGCCGUAAGCAAUUACGAUGCAUAACCAGAAAAUAAAAGGAAACCUGCCGAUACGGCCCGA